Molecule: messenger RNA, 1268 nt
Organism: Cyprinodon variegatus (sheepshead minnow)
Lineage: Eukaryota; Metazoa; Chordata; Actinopteri; Cyprinodontiformes; Cyprinodontidae
Gene: lpxn
Product: leupaxin
Exons: 9
Coding region: 1-1200 (399 amino acids)
Biological process (GO): actin cytoskeleton organization; muscle structure development
Cellular component (GO): Z disc; stress fiber; filamentous actin
Molecular function (GO): actin binding; muscle alpha-actinin binding
Source: RefSeq, a predicted model, not a curated record
AUGGAUGAGCUCGAUUUACUGUUGGAGGAGCUGGCUUUGAACCCAUCAGGUUCUAACAAUCUCCAAGAACACCAUGGAAGCAUUGCAGCUGGUGGACAGGCGCCAGGUGCCAUCCUUUGUGGACUCAAUAAAAAAGAGUCAAGCUCAGUUGGUUCUAAUGUCUACAGUGAUCUCCCUACUCCUGUUGCAGUUGCACUGCCCCCUGACUCUCCCACUCAAGAGUUGGACUCCAUCUUAGAAGAUCUGAUGGGUUUAGCAGAAGGGAACCACUCACCGCCACCAAUCCCACCACCUCUGGCACAGAAACAAUCUGCAAAGAUGAAAAAAGAGGGUGGGAGACUGGAUCAUAAGGAAGACAGCGGCCUUGCAGGUUCAGAUUCAAAACCCUGCACUCAGAAACAACAGAACAGCAAAACAGAUUCCAUAGAUGACCUGCUCGGAGGUCUGAGUUCUGACCUGGAGAAGAUCGGUGUACGCACCACUGCCAAAGGCCACUGUGCUGCAUGCAACAAAGGGAUUGUGGGAAAGAUGAUCACAGCGCUGGGUGAAGUGUGGCACCCUGAGCAUUUUGUAUGUGUGGCAUGUAAGAUGGAGUUAAGCACAACAGGCUUCUUUGAAAGAGAGGGACGACCUUACUGUGACAAAGACUAUCAUCAGCUCUUUUCUCCACGCUGUGCCUAUUGCAAAGGGCCAAUAAUACAGAACAUCCUGACAGCUCUGGACCAGACUUGGCAUCCGGAGCAUUUCUUCUGCACACACUGUGGAGAUCUGUUUGGGCCAGAGGGUUUCCUUGAAAAGGAUGGCAAACCGUACUGCUGCAAGGACUUUUAUCACCUCUUUGCUCCCAAGUGCUCAGGCUGCGGGGAGCCCGUGAGAGAAAACUACCUGACUGCAGCCAAUGGCACCUGGCAUCCAGAGUGCUUCGUCUGCGCAGACUGUCUGAAGCCGUUUACCGAUGGUUGUUUCAUGGAACUGGAUGGUCGACCUCUCUGUUCCCUGCACUUUCACUCCCGGCAGGGGACCCUUUGUGGGGGCUGUGGGGAGCCCAUUACUGGCCGCUGCGUCUCGGCUCUCGAUCGAAGAUUUCAUCCUGAGCACUUUGUUUGUGCCUUUUGUCUGCGGCAGCUCAACCAAGGCAUCUUCAAGGAGCAGAAAGGAAAGCCCUACUGUACAGCUUGCUUCAACAAGCUCUUUCUAUAAGACAUUUACAGCAAGUCACUUAAAGAUAAAGCAACAGGCCUAAGGGAAAAGUCCAGUCAGCAAAAAAA